GUUGGCCAGCUGUCCCCAACACAAGUCAUGCCUCACGGUCAGAAGAGUGAUAGCUGCAACCUUAAGGAAGACCUUCAGGCCCCAAGAGAGGCACAGGGCCUGGUAGGUUUACAGGUUCCCAUAGUUGAAGAGGAAGAAGCCACCAGCACCACCAACACCUCCUUCUCCUCUCUCUCUCCUUUGACCCCUGGCACUCCAGAGGAUUUGCCUGCCACUGGGAUACUUAGUCUUUUUCAGAGUUUCCAGAGAGCCUCUUCCUCCUCCACUGCCAACACAGUCACUCUAUCAAGCCACCAAGAAGAGGAUCCAAGUACCUUGCAGACUCCACCAAAUCCUGAGUCCUUAUUCAGUGAAGUGCUACAAAAUAAGGUGUACGACUUGGUGCAGUACCUGAGUAUCAAGUAUGCCACAAAGGAGCCCAUCACAAAGACAGAUAUGCUUGAGAGUGUCAUCAGAGAGCACAAGGAUCACUUCCCUGUGAUCUUCAAGAAAGCCUGUGAGUCCCUAGAGAUUGUCUUUGGCAUUGAAGUGAAGGAAGUGGACGCCACCAGCCAUUCUUAUGUGCUUGUCAAAUCACUAGACCUCACCUAUGAUGGGAUGCUGAGUGAUGACCAGGUCAUGCCCAGGACCGGCAUCCUGAUACUCAUCUUGGGCAUAAUCUUCAUGGAGGGCAACCGAGCCUCUGAGGAAAGAAUCUUGGAAAUUAUGAAUAUGGUUGGAGUGCAUGAUGGGAAGAAUAAUUUUAUCUAUGGGGAUCCCAGGAAGCUCAUCACCGAAGAUCUAGUGCAGGAAAAGUAUCUGGAGUACCAGCAGGUUCCCAACAGUGAUCCUCCACGUUAUGAGGUCCUGUGGGGUCCCAGGGCCCAUGCUGAAACCACCAAGAUGAAAGUCCUGAAGUUUCUAGCCAGGAUCAAUGGGACUGACCCCACAUCCUUCACAGACUUGUAUGAGGAAGCUUUGAGAGAUGAGAGAGAGAAAGCCCAGGCUGAAGUUUCCUCGGAUGAUACUAUUGCCACAACCGAUGAAAGUUCAAGUGUCCUGUCCAGCAGCUUCUCCUGCCCUGAGUGAAGUCUGAAGCUUACCAUUCUUCAUUCUCCAUUUGAAAACAGUUGCCAAAGUUCUAAGUAG
Myotis daubentonii (Daubenton's bat) is the source of this 1128-nucleotide messenger RNA. Its product is annotated as putative MAGE domain-containing protein MAGEA13P. NCBI's taxonomy places the organism in Eukaryota, Metazoa, Chordata, Mammalia, Chiroptera, Vespertilionidae. Gene Ontology annotation, cellular component: nucleus. The record is from RefSeq and is a predicted model, not a curated record. Gene Ontology annotation, biological process: negative regulation of transcription by RNA polymerase II.